This is a messenger RNA of Uncinocarpus reesii 1704, 819 nucleotides long. RefSeq lists its product as uncharacterized. The transcript has a single exon. Lineage: Eukaryota; Fungi; Ascomycota; Eurotiomycetes; Onygenales; Onygenaceae. The record is from RefSeq and is a predicted model, not a curated record. The coding region runs from base 1 to 819 and encodes 272 amino acids.
AUGGCUCACGAAUCAAAUUCCCCCCCCUCUCCACAAAGCCCCCGGCGGCGGCGUUCGUCCUUCACUGAGCUUUUCCAGAGGCAGGGCAAUGCUGUUCCGCCAACCCCAAGCUCGCAGCCGCGACCGAUCUACACCAGUGGUAUCGCCAACGCCCCUGGCCAGCAACAUCAGCGUCGAAUGUCCCUCAAUACACUCGGCCUUUCCGGCUCUCCAACACAAGUGCAUCCUUUUGGGCCUCCUGCUAUGCGUCGGGGCAGCGUCUCAAGCUCUGUAAUGUCGACUUCUCCCACCAUUGAGCAGGCUGUUGUGGAGGAGCCAGAGGGAGAAUCUUCCCCCAUGACGGCCCCGGCAACCCCUUUUGCCCGCCGCGUUUCGUUUGGGACGCAGGCGCUACGUGGGAAUUCAAAUGGUACAUAUCACUCCCUGGGAAGGUCACAACCUUCGAGAACUCGCUCAUCAUCGCUGUUUGGUAGCACGUCGUCUAAUGGCGAUGGAGUUGCACUCAGCGCAAGUACCUCGCAUAAUCUCUUCCAGAAUGUUAAAUCUAACCCAUCAUCUUAUCGUCAACUAGGGGAAGGCUUUAACUGGGCCGAAUCUUUGAGGAUCAGGGCCGAGCGCGCCCCGUCAGUUGGAAAUUUCCCUCCCACUUCUCCAACUAUGCCGCAUUCUGGGAUGGUCCAUCAGCGUUCGGCUUCUGUUGCAACGAUGGAAGCCCCGCCGCCUGAGCGUAUGGAACAGGCGAAGCAGCCCCAGCCCCGAUCUCGCCCGAAACCUGAUUACUUCCAGGAGAAGAUUUUGAGAGCCGAUUUUAUGGACUAA